This is a messenger RNA of Moneuplotes crassus, 3084 nucleotides long. Lineage: Eukaryota; Ciliophora; Spirotrichea; Euplotida; Euplotidae. The record is from the annotation of a GenBank genome assembly.
AAAUGGAAGAGCUAGAACCUCUGAAUCAAGUCUUUCCAACUGAAAAAGACACUCAAUUCUUGAUUAACUAUCUUACCAAAGACCCUGUACCUCUUUACUAUGUUGAGAAUGUGGUCACCAUCAACAACAACAUUGCUGAGAUCAAGUUUGUGCAGUAUUACUUCAACGAUUCGAAAGACUUUAUAGAGACUGAAUAUGUCUUUCCCGUUCACAAUGACUGCACUUUCACCGGACUUGAGGCAAGGUUCGAAGACCAACUGAUUAUCUCAACCAUCAAGUCGAGAGAAAGAGCCAAGGCUCAAUAUGAUGAUGCUAUUGCCAAAGGAGAUACUGCAUUUAUUGCCCACCCAUGCAGAAAGUCCAAGGAUAUGAUUAGAAUUCAAAUGGGAAAUUUACCACCGAAAAGCCAGAUCAUUGUAACUUGAUACUUUCAUCAGGUCAUGGAAGUUGAGGACCUCAGCUGGAAGCUUCACAUUCCCAGCAAAAUCAUUCCAAGAUACAUGGGUGAUUUAGCUAAAUAUGUAAAAACAGGAAAGCAUCUUAAAGGAAUGGUCAAAAGUAUGCAUAAUGAUGUGCCAGAAGAAAGACUAGAAGACAUUGAAGAAGAAAUCUCUGGCUACUACAGCUCAGCAGCCUUCAAUUGGACGAUCUGUGUCAGUAUCAGUUCCCAAUCAUCAAUUCGUAGACUAAUCAGCACUUCUCAUGACAUCAAAGUUGAUUUUCUUGAUGAAACUCGGAUGGAUGCUUACAUCGAACUUAAUGAGCCUGGCCUUGACACAUUUUUUAAUGAAGACUUUGUCCUAUUAUAUAGGAACGAAGAUAUCAAUCUCCCUAUGAUUCUGAUGCAAAAGAAAGAUGAUGAAUAUGCCCUCAUGGUCUCAAUGCUUGCUGAUCUUACCCCACAAGAAGAUUUCGAAGAAAGGAAAGAUCAAAUAUAUGAAGAAAUUGAUUUAGAUCCCAAGAUCAAAUAUCAGAAAGCGCUCAAAAAUAUUAUGGAGCCUGCUGAAUUUACUUUUGUGCUAGAUAGAAGUUAUUCGAUGAGUGGAGAUUCGAUGGAGACUGCUAAAGAAGCAUUACUCCUUUUCUUACAUAGUCUCCCUCCAAGGUCUAGGUUUGACGUUGUAUCUUUCGGAUCAACCUUUGAGUCAAUCUUCGAAGGAACUGUUGAGUACGAUCAAGAAACUAUGGAUAAAGCUUGUGACAUUAUCAAAAGAUUCGAAGCUGAUCUGGGAGGAACUGAGAUUUUUAAUCCUCUCCACUCUAUCUUUGCUGAUAGAGAUGAAGCAAAUGGUCUUGACAAGCAUGUCUUUCUUCUGACAGAUGGAGCUGUAUUUGACCCUGAAAAAUGUAUCGAACUAAUAGAAAACAACUCAAACUAUUUUUCUGUUCAUACAUUUGGUAUUGGAAGUGGAGCUAGUACUCAACUUAUCACCGAAUGAGCAAGAGCUGGAAAAGGAAAGCAUUACUUUGUAAGCGAUUCAGCCUCUGGGCUUGAAAGGUCUGUAAUCGAUGCCCUUUGAAAAUGCUUUGAACCUAAGCUGAUAAUUGAAAAGAAGGAUCUCGCUGUAAAUGGAGACAAGCUUUUUGAGCAUCCUUCAUUAUCUAAUGUGAGCUCUAGAAUGUAUCAUGGAGAAUACUUUACUUAUUUCUGAAUUAUCAAUGGAGUCGAAUAUGACGAACUAAAAGGAUCUUUAUCGUUGCAUAUUAGAUCCGAGGACAAUAGAGAGAAAAAGAAGCUUUUAGUAGAUCUCAACGAAGAUAUAAAAUUCAUUCCUGGAGACUCUAUUUUCAAAAUGUUUUGCAAAAACCAUAUUGUUGAUCUCCAACGAAAUAGAGACAAUCAGGAUUUAGUAACCAAAUUGUCAGUCAAGUACCAAAUUCCGAGCAUGUUUACAUCAUUUAUCGCUGUCAAGAAGUUGAUUAGGAAGAACAAAACAGAGUAUGAGAAGGUUGACUCUGAUAUGAUAAACGGUAGAGUUCACUUUGAAGUCAAGACUCUCACUGGAAAAACAUUAGAAAUGGAAAUGACCAGCAGCGACACUAUUGAUGAAGUUAAAUGAGCCAUUCAAGAUAUGGAGGGAAUUCCUCCAGAUCAGCAAAGACUUAUCUUUGCAGGAAAGCAACUGGAGGAUAGUGUUACUCUUAGUGAGUACUUUAUCACAAAUGGAAGUAUCCUUCAUCUCGUCCUCAGACUUAGAGGGGGAGGUGGCCUCACAAUCAAAAACAUGGUCACAAAGAAAGAGAAUAAUGUCGAAUGCGAUUACAACACUCUCCAAUUCGGAGAAUUGGUGAGUCAAAUCUCGAGGAUGUUCGAUGUAGAUGAAGAUAAGAUCAGAGUCUUCAUUAAUGGAAGAAGAAUCAAUCCCAGCCGAGAAACUGAAAUCAAGAAGGUUGGCAUAGAAUCUGGUGUUAAGGUAGAAUUCAACUAUCCCACUUAUAAAAACUAUGUUGAUCUCCAGAAAGUUGAUGGCUCUUGGGAUGAACAAAUUUUGCAAGAAUGUGACAAAACUGAAGAAGAAGUACUAGAACACACUCCUGAAAAUGUUAAGAAUGCUGGAGACAAAGAAGAGCAACUUAAGAUAAUGUAUACUUGGAUAGGAAUAAACAGACUCAAAACCCUCUUUUCUGAUAAAGAAGAAGAGUGGAAACUUGUAGUAAAGAAGGCUGAUGAAUUCAUUGAGAAAGAAACAAACUUUGAUGGGAAAUAUGAGAAUAUAACUUCUAAGUUGUUCGAGAAAGAGGAUGAAGAAGCAGCAAAGCAAAAAGCUGAAGCAGAAGCAGCAAAGCUUAAAGCCGAAGCUGCUAAAUUGGCUGCAACAGAAAGCCUAAAGAACCCAGAGAAUACUGGAGAUAAUGCCCAAAACAAAGAUGGUGGUUCUAAUCAUCCAGCUACAGGAAUCUCUUCAGCUCCAGUGACUGCACCUCAAGAUCUCGAAAUCCAUACCAACGAAAAUGAACAACAAGAAGCAGUUCCUCCAAAGAAAGAAUCAAAGUUCAGAAAGUAUUUCUGCAAUAUCUUUAAGAGAAGAAGACAUGAUGACUAACUUUUCCUUCGUUUAAAUUUAUCCAGUCAAAACCAUUCAA